This is a messenger RNA of Cuscuta campestris, 1580 nucleotides long. Lineage: Eukaryota; Viridiplantae; Streptophyta; Magnoliopsida; Solanales; Convolvulaceae. The record is from the annotation of a GenBank genome assembly.
ACUCUUUGCCACCCGACGUCAUUUUAUCAAUAAUAAUUCAAAUAAUGGCCAAUUACAUUUACGAUUUAAAAACAAAACACAUGCAUGAGUGACAGAACUGUCGUUCUCAUCUUCUUUCCCUUACAGAGGUGGCGCCUCCCACACAUUUUACUAUCUAAAACACCCUUUUUUUCCUUCUCCUCUGACUCAAGAAAACUCACAUAUCUGGCAGCUAGUAAUUACUAAUCUUUUUUCUCAAUCUCAUGUUUAUGUGAAUUGCAUGAGAACAAAGAGAACAUGUGGGUUGUUGUUGAAGAUGAAGCAGAUGCAGAUUAUGGGAUUUUUGUGCAUAUUAAUGUUGCUUCUUGUGUACAUGACCACUAUUUAUUAUCAAUACCACCAAGAAGAGAUGGAACCAAAAUUUGGUCCACUUCACUUUGCAGAGAAUUCUCGUGUGGCCCACAUGGUUUUGCCACGUGGCAUCGUUGAGGCUUCAUCCGAUCUUGAGCCAAGGGCCCUCACGGCGGAGCAUAUUUCAAAGUCCAAGGUGAGUGUGGAGGGCAGUCACAACUUGUUGGCAAUGGCAGUUGGCAUUGAGCAGAAGGGUAAUGUUGAUGAAAUCAUUCGAAAGUUCAUUUCAGAGAAUUUCACAAUCGUUUUGUUCCAUUAUGAUGGUAAUGUGGAUGCAUGGUGGGAUCUAGGAUGGAGUAAAGAUGCCAUUCAUAUAGUUGCUUACAGUCAAACAAAAUGGUGGUUUGCGAAGCGUUUUCUGCAUCCGGAUGUCGUAUCCAUUUACGACUAUAUAUUUCUAUGGGAUGAAGACUUGGGUGUGCAGAAUUUUCACCCUGCAAGAUACCUGGAAAUUGUAAAAAUGGAAGGGCUGGAGAUAUCUCAGCCAGCUCUGGACCCUAAUUCACCAGGCAUUCACCACAGGAUAACAGUUAGAAGCAGAAGAAACCGGGUUCACAGAAGGGUAUAUCUGGACAAAGGCAGAACAAAAUGUUCAGAUGAAAGUGAAGGCCCUCCCUGCAGUGGGUUUGUGGAAGGAAUGGCACCAGUGUUUUCGCGACGUGCAUGGCGUUGCGUGUGGCAUCUUAUACAAAAUGACCUUGUUCUUGGAUGGGGAAUGGACAUGAAGCUUGGUUAUUGUGCUCAGGGGGACCGGACAAACAAUGUCGGGGUAGUUGACAGUGAAUACUUGGUGCACCUUAGCACUCAGUCUUUGGGCUCCGGCUCCUCCCCAAAAAAGGCUUUGAGUCCUUCUCAAAAGGUGCCAAAGGGUCGUGUGGCUAAUCCGAGAGUUCAGUUGAGGAGGGAAUCAACGUAUGAGCUGCAAGUAUUCAUGGAGCGAUGGGAAGAAGCUGUGAAGGAGGACAAGCAAUGGGUGGAUCCAUACAAACAAUCUUUACUAGUCUAGCUAAUUACUUUAGCCCCAAUCUCCUCAUCUGCACAACAUUCUUGAUUUGAACAUCAUAUUUGGUGUAAUUAAUUAAUUAAUCAACACUUAUCACUAUAUAUAUUAUUGAUUUCUCCAUCCAUCAUUUCCAAUUGUUGUAAAAAGAAAUUAUGCGUCUCUUUGGGAAUAACAUUUUGACAAGACU